UGUGAAAAUAAGAAACGGCCUAAAUUGUAAAUCCUCUCUUCCAUCAACCAUUUCAUUUUCUCCUCCUCACUAAUUCAUGGCAUCUCCCUUUUUCAGAAGAAUUUUUAGGGUUUAUGCUCAUAUUAGUAGUACCAAAUCCUCACUCUCAUCAUCAACAACACUCUACAAUGAAACCAGAAGAACUUUCAGAUCCAAAGCAGCAUUAGAAUCCCUAAUUACAGCAGCUGAAGAAAAAACCGCUAAUAUAAUUCUUUACAAUUACCCUUCAUUUUCUGGUUCUUAUUCAGCUCUCUUUGCUCAGCUUUACUAUACUCAUCUUCAAAUUCCUCAUCUCAUUUUGCCUUUCUCUUCAGUUGAACCUUUCAGGGUUGAAGAUUUGAAUAUAGGAGAAACUGUUGACACAUGUUAUCUCCUUGAUUUUGUUGGGCCUAAAGGAUUCACUGUGGAACUAUCUAAGGUAUUUAACAGGGUUAUAGUGUUCGACCACAGUAAAUUGACAAUGUCCAAGGUUCCCUCCAAUGAGGAAUGUCCAGAUAACUUAGAGUUGAAUAUCAAUGUACAUGAGAGUAGUUCCGAAGCUGUUUAUAAUUACUUCUCGAACAAACUAUUGGAUACAAACUGUACUGUCUGUACACUUGUUAGAAAUGAAGAUAAGGACCGUAUUGAAACACUACUUAAGUACAUUGAAGAUGGUGAGCUGAACAAAUGGAACUUACCUGAUACUAGAGCGUUUGAUAUCAGUUUGAAAGUAGAGCGGCGGAAGCUGAAUUGCAUUACUAAUCCAUACAUGUUUGAUCAGUUAAUGCAACUGGAUCCCACUGAUUUAAUCAUCCGGGGAAAUGCUUACAUCUCUUCUCGCCAAAAUGCCGCAAAUAAGUUAUUGGAUAAACCUUUCAAAAUUCAUUUGGGCAGAGGUUUCUACGGAGAAUGUUUGGGAAUUAGAGCUGAUGGGAACGCAAACUUAAGCGAUGAAAUUGGACAAGAACUUAGUUUAAGAAGUGCUGCAGCUGGCUUGAGGCCCAUAGGUGCAGUUAUUUACAUGCAACGAAAAAAUCUCAAGAUGUGCCUGAGGAGUAAUGAUAGUAGCACUGACACCUCUGAAAUUGCUAAGGCUUAUGGCGGGGGAGGCACAUCAGCUUCCAGCUCCUUGAUCAUAAGAAUGGAUGAGUACAAUGAAUGGGUCUCAGGGCGUUCACGCAAAGUUUGCAAGAGUUCAGCGUCUGUGAAAAACCCUUCUAAUUUCUCAAGUACUUUUGUUAUUCAGCGAAUAUGCUAGUUUCCUCAAAAUUUUCCCAAGUGUAUUCAGGACUCAAGAAUAUCAUAGAUGUGAAGAAUGUAUGAGGGAUGAUCCAUCAAGUGUUUUCAUUCAUUGGUGCCUAGACUCUAUUGAUAAUUUCGGAACUAAACAAACUGCAUGAGUGAUU
Messenger RNA from Papaver somniferum (opium poppy), 1424 nucleotides. RefSeq lists its product as uncharacterized. The record is from RefSeq and is a predicted model, not a curated record. The transcript has 8 exons. The coding region runs from base 77 to 1276 and encodes 399 amino acids. NCBI's taxonomy places the organism in Eukaryota, Viridiplantae, Streptophyta, Magnoliopsida, Ranunculales, Papaveraceae.